Messenger RNA from Amborella trichopoda, 1443 nucleotides. RefSeq names its product histone deacetylase HDT2. Lineage: Eukaryota; Viridiplantae; Streptophyta; Magnoliopsida; Amborellales; Amborellaceae. The record is from RefSeq and is a predicted model, not a curated record.
UGCCUAUAAAACCCUAAGUCCAUUUCUUCCCAUCUCCUCUUUCUCUUCUAAAACCCUAGGGUUUCACUCUCCCUUUCUUCUCCAGUGCUUCAGCACCACAUUCUUCAUCAGCAAUGGAGUUUUGGGGAGUUGAGGUUAAACCUGGUGAGACUGUGAAGUGUGACCCUGGUCUGGAUAAAUAUAUACAUCUUUCACAGGCAUCUCUUGGAGAGUCCAAAAAGGACAAGGGGGGUGACUAUGUACCAUUGUUCCUAAAAUUUGGUGACCAGAAGAUAGUGAUUGGUUCACUCUCAUCAGAAAAACUACCCCAACUUUCAUUUGAUCUGGUCUUUCAGAAAGAAUUUGAACUAUCCCACAACUGGAAACACGGGAGCAUCUUUUUCUGUGGCUACAAGACUGUCAUCCAAGAAGGAGAAUCAUCGGAUUUCUCAGAUUCAGAGGAAGAUGAUAUUCCUACUUUGAUCAAAGAGGAAAAUGGUAGGGUUGAGCAGCCCAAGCCUGCUGCUGAGAAAGCCAAGGCUCCCAAGCCUGAAUCUGAUGCUGCUAAACCAAAGGUAAAACCACAGGAAGCAAACAAUGUGCCCAAACCAAAAGCGGAGGAUGACGAUGAUGAUGAAGACGACGAGGAUGAUGAAUCGGAAGAUGAUGAAGAUGACAGCGACAAUGAGGAUGAGGAUAUGCUUGAAGCUAGUGAUGAUGAAAGUGAUGAUGAAGAUGAUGAGGAUGAAAGUUCAGAUGAAGAGCAACCUGUCACUCCCAAGAAGGCUGAUGCGGGCAAGAAAAGGGCUUCGGAUUCUGCUGCAAAAACUCCAGGGCCUGAAAAGAAGGCCAAGGUGGUUACACCUGCUGGUGGAGCAAAGCCAGAAGGCAAGAAGGGAGGACACGUGGCUACUCCGUACCCUACAAAGCAAAGUGGGAAGACUCCUGCUGCGAACGACAAGCAGCAGACCCCGAGAAAACCAGCCACCCCUGCUACUGAUGCCAAGAAGAGUGAAGUUUCUUGCAAGAGUUGUAACAAGACUUUCAAAUCUGAUCAGGCCCUUAACAGCCACAACCAAGCCAAGCACAGUGCAUCCAAGUAAGGAUCAGGAAGAGAAGUUUUUUUGGUUUCAAAAUUUUGAAAGGAAUAUGGGUAAUAUAUGGAAAUGAAUACUUGGUAUAUAUGUGCAUCUUUUAGAUCUAGAGUUUGCCCUUAAUGAAUAGAUGCAAAAGGGUUUUUGGUACUUCAAUCCUGAAAGGCCUUGAGAUUGGUGGAAGGGCUUGUUUUAAACAAUAUUUGGGGUUUAGGAUAGUAUUAUUUGUUAGGGAAAAGCUGGGUAUUUAGAUGUGGAGUUUAACUCUGGUUUCUUGGAUUGCGGUUUCUAUAUUAAUGAUGAGGAGAUUUUUUUUUGCCUAGGUUUCUUGGAUUGAGGUUUCUAUAUUAAUGAUGAGGGAAGUUAAAUC